AUGGUGGAGGAAGGUCGCCCUUGCCCCUGGGUGCUGUUACGCCCGAGCUGGAACACCUUCCUGCGCUUUGGCCUCCUGAUGGUGGUGAUUCUUUUCAUCUCCUGUUUGAUCUACUGUGUCCUCUUCCGGAGGCAGCAGCAGACGCAGCUGGAGCCACUUGAGGUGAGAGGGGGCGAGAAGCUCGGGAAGGAUGCGCAGGAGCGCAAGCAAAGGACACGAAAAAGAGGCAAAAUCGGAACGAAAUGGGUCGAAAAGAGGAAGGCGCAUUUAGCUGAGUUACAGCUGAAUCUCACAGUUCCUCGGAAGGACCUUACACUGCACUGGGAGGCCGGUCCAACCUUGGGAAGAUCCUUCACUCAUGGACCAGGGCUGGAGAAGGGGCAGCUGUAUAUCCAUCGUGAUGGCAUCUACAGGCUGCAUAUCCAAGUGACACUGGCCAACUGCUCUGUGGCAUGCAGCACCGUGCAGCCCAGGGCCACCGUGACUGUGAGCAUCUGCUCCCCCGCUGGCCACAGCAUCAGCCUGCUGCGCCUGCACUUUGGACAGAGCUGCACCGUGGCAUCCCAGCGCCUGACUCGCCUGGCCAUCGGGGAUAUCCUCUGCACCAACCUCACCCUGCCUCUGCUGCCCUCCCGCAACGCUGACGAGACUUUCUUCGGCGUUCACUGGGUAUACCCCUGACCACAAC
This is a messenger RNA of Peromyscus californicus insignis, 688 nucleotides long. RefSeq names its product CD70 molecule (gene Cd70). NCBI's taxonomy places the organism in Eukaryota, Metazoa, Chordata, Mammalia, Rodentia, Cricetidae. Gene Ontology annotation, biological process: tumor necrosis factor-mediated signaling pathway; immune response. The record is from RefSeq and is a predicted model, not a curated record. Gene Ontology annotation, cellular component: extracellular exosome; plasma membrane. Gene Ontology annotation, molecular function: tumor necrosis factor receptor binding. The transcript has 4 exons. The coding region runs from base 1 to 681 and encodes 226 amino acids.